AUGGCAUCGACGACAGCUAGCUUAGAAGAAAAAUUUAAUGCUGCUGUCAAAGCUAUUCAACGAUUACCAAUUGAUGGUACUUUUCAACCAUCAAAUGAAAUGAAAUUAACUUUCUAUGGUCUUUAUAAACAAGCAACAAUAGGUCCAUGUAAAGAAUCACGACCAUCUGUAUUUAAUUAUAUUAAUCGAGCAAAAUGGGAUGCAUGGGAUAAAUGUCGAUCAAUGAGUAAAGAAGCAGCUAUGACAGCUUAUAUUGAUGAAAUACGAAAAAUACUUGAAACAAUGCCACAAACAAAUGAAGUAUUAGAAUUUACUCAAUUAAUUGGACCAUUCUAUGAAUUUGUUGAUGAUCAAACAGAAGAAAAUCAAUCAAAUUUAUUAAUUAAAAAAAAAUCACAUCAUACAAAUAUUAAGAAAAAAAAACAAAAUACAAUUGAAUCUUUUGUUAAUGGAACCGGUGAAAAUAAUCAUGAUGAACAUUCAAUGAAUCAUACUAAUGGUCCUAUUCAAACAAUAGUUUCAUCUGGAAAUGGUCCAAUACCAUCUUCAUCACCAUCUUCAUCUUCAUCAUCAAUAUCUUCUUCAGAUGCUGAAGAAUUUUAUGAUGAUCCACCUGAUCGACUUUCUGUUAAUCCUGGUGUAUCAAAUGAUGAAAUGAUAUCAAAAGAUAAUAUUCAAACAAAUGAACCUUCAUCAAUAUCAAACAUUCCAACUGAACAAUUGUCAAAUAAUACAACAAAAUAUCAUCCACAUGUAUAUGGUGGUCAAGAUGGAUCAAAUGUUCCUGUACAUCGUUCCAAUAGAGGAAGUAAUCAUUCAAAUGAAUUUCGUCAAUCAUCAACACAUUCAUCAUAUCGUCAUCAUGAUCCAUCUGAUGGUGCUCGUUAUUCAUUUUCAUCUGUAGCAUCUGGUGGUGGUGGUAAUGGACGACAUCCAAAUACUAAUUAUAAUAAAGAAACACAACGUGCGAUAUUAGCAGCACUUACAAAACUUCAACGUGAUGUUAAUAAUAUAUUAGAACGUCUUAAUCGAUUAGAAACAUCAUCACAUUUUCUUCAACAGAGAGAAUUAUCUACACAAUUACAUCGUUCAUCUAAAUCAAAUUCUUUAUCACGAUGGUUACCAUUAUCUGGUUUACGUCGUCGAGCUAUUGCCUUUAUUUUACUUUGGCCUUUUUUUGUCUUUGCAUUGAUUCGACUUUUUCUUCGUGCACGAAUAAUAAUACGUUUUCGGCAACCACAUCUUUAA
Rotaria sp. Silwood1 is the source of this 1248-nucleotide messenger RNA. NCBI's taxonomy places the organism in Eukaryota, Metazoa, Rotifera, Eurotatoria, Philodinida, Philodinidae. The record is from the annotation of a GenBank genome assembly.